ACUCUCUCUUUCUCUCUCUUCCUCACUCUCACUCUACAAUCCUUAAUCUUCUUCUUCCUUCUCCUUCACUCACCUGUUCUCUCUCUCUCUCUCGCUCUCUCUCUCUCAACCCACAUUUGGAAAGAGAGAGAAAACAUAUCACACAGCACAGCACAAUGUGCAACCUCUUCUUCACCAUCACACUGUUCGUCCUCUUUGCCACAGCCAAAGGAUCAACCACCAACAACAGAAGAAUCCUCCACCAACCCUUUAUCCAACAGGGUACUCUCCCUCCCUCACAGCCACCAAAUCCACCACCACCUUCCCCUUCUCCAUCACCACCAAACCCGAAGUACCCAUUUUCAUCAACAACACCCCCUAAUGAUUCUUCAAAACCCUUCUUCCCCACAUACCCAUCACCACCACCGCCUCCUUCUCCUUCAGCCUUUGCUUCUUUCCCCGCCAAUAUCUCCUCUCUUAUCCUCCCUCAAACCCCCAAAUCCAAAUCCAGCUCCGGCAAGCUUCUCGCCGUCGCCAUUGCCGCCGUUUCCUGCGCCCUCCUAGUCGUCGCCGUCUCCGCCUUCGUUUACUGCCGCCGGAGACGCAAAAGCUACUCUGCUGACGAGAAGACCCUCAGAUCCGACAGUAGUAUCCGCCUCUUCCCUCGUGAAGCCACCGCCGGCGCCGGUGGACGAAAAACCAGGAAUACAUCUUCCACGAGCUCUGAGUUUCUCUACCUUGGCACCAUUGUUAACUCCCGCAGUGGCGUCGACGAUCUCUCCGACCCACGCGCCGGAGCCGCCAUGAAUCCUCGGAAAAUGGACUCGCCGGAGCUUCAGCCGCUUCCGCCGCUGGCACGACAAGCUUCGAGGCUCCGUGAUGAGGUGACGGCGAUGGCGGAGGAGGAGGAGGAAGAGUUUUACUCGCCGAGAGGGUCUUUGAACGGCCGGGAAGGCUCCAUCGGAACUGGAUCGUGUUCCCGGCGAGUGUUCUCCACCAUUGCCGGAGAGAACUUCGUGGGUCGUAGCAGUAGUGAAUCAACCUCUUCUUCGUACUCAUCUUCCUCUUCUGCUUCGCCGGAUUGCUCUCAUUCCAUUUCUCUUUCGCCGCCGGUGAGCAUAAGCCCCAGAAGAUCACAACCCAAGUCGCCGGAAAAUGCAGUAACCCACCAUUCUCCUCCGCCGCCUCCACCGGCGCAACCCCUCGACAGUAGAAGCACACUCUCCUCAUCUACAUUCUCAUCACCGCGACUUGCGUCACCGGUUUUCAACCAGCACGUUCAGUCUUCUUCAAUGUCUUCGACGCCGGAGAGAAGGGAGUGUCAGUCACCGUCGCUGUCACCGCUCGCGCUGUCACCAAAGAAAAACCCAGAUGGGUCACUGACACUUUCAAGCGUUGCACUUGAAAAGUCACAAUCUUUUCGAUCAUCUGUGAAAGAAAAUGAUGAUGGGUCGCCGAGACUUUCGAACGCUUCUUCGUGUGGCAAGUCUGUGACUUCGUCUUCGGCGUUUUCUCUGCCGUCGCCGGAGAAAGCGAUGAACUUGCAUCAUGGGUUGGAUCAGUCUCCGACUAUUUCAGAUGUUUCAGAUCGGGAUAGGCAUUCUCCUCUUUCAUCGCCGGAGAGAGAAUUAAAUACCCAACCAACACCUGCUCGGAAGCAUUGGGAGAUUCCGGAUUUGUUAACACCCAUUGGUGAAUCAUCCCCAACUGUUUCAGCUCCACCGAUGUUGUCACAGAGAAAACAGUGGGAAAUUCCGGUUCUUCCAACACCCAUUGCACCAUCUCCUAGUGUUUUAGCCCCUCCACCGCCGCCACCACCACCUCCGCCAGUGCCACGGCAGCGGAAACAGUGGGAAGUGCCGUCGCCCGCGACACCAGUGGAUCAACCCGUUUCGAGGCUGCCAGUGUUGACACCUCCUUCAAGGCCUUUUGUGUUGCAAACCCCAGAUGCCAAGGUUUCUCCUGUUGAGUUGCCACCUGCAAGUUCUUUGCGGGUGGUUGAGGAGAACUCUGAGGAGAGUUCUAAACCAAAGUUGAAGCCUUUGCACUGGGACAAAGUGAGGGCUAGCUCUGAUCGUGAAAUGGUGUGGGAUCAGUUGAGGUCAAGCUCUUUUAAGUUGAAUGAGGAGAUGAUCGAGACCUUGUUUGUAGUGAACACACCAAACCCAAAGCCCAAGGAUACUACUCCACGAUCAGUUCUCGCCCCGCAAAAUCAGGAGGAUAGGGUAUUGGAUCCUAAAAAGUCACAAAACAUUGCUAUCUUGCUAAGAGCGCUUAAUGUGACUAUAGAAGAAGUGUGUGAAGCACUGUUAGAAGGUGUUACUGAUACCCUUGGAACUGAACUACUUGAAAGCUUGUUAAAAAUGGCACCUAGCAAGGAAGAAGAACGUAAAUUGAAGGAACAUAAAGAUGAUUCUCCAGCCAAGCUUGGUCCUGCCGAGAAAUUUUUGAAGGCAGUGCUUGAUGUUCCUUUCGCAUUUAAAAGGGUGGAAGCAAUGCUUUACAUAGCCAAUUUUGAGUCGGAAGUGGAGUAUCUUAGAAAAUCCUUUCAAACUUUGGAGGCUGCCUGUGAAGAGCUGCGAAACAGUAGAAUGUUCUUGAAGCUCCUAGAGGCUGUGCUUAAAACUGGGAACCGCAUGAAUGUGGGGACAAACCGUGGUGACGCACAUGCAUUCAAGCUUGAUACACUUCUCAAGCUGGUUGAUGUCAAAGGUGCAGACGGGAAAACCACUCUACUACACUUCGUCGUCCAGGAAAUUAUCAGAACUGAAGGCGCACGUCUCUCAGGCACCAACCAAACUCCAAGCACAAAUCUCAACGAAGAUGCCAAGUGUAGACGGCUCGGCCUGCAAGUUGUAUCUAGCUUGAGUUCAGAGCUAGCAAAUGUGAAGAAGGCCGCAGCUAUGGAUUCUGAAGUCCUCAGCAGUGAGGUGUCAAAACUUUCCAAAGGACUCACCCACAUAGGAGAGGUUGUGAAGUUAAAUGAAACAUCAGGAUCAGAUGAAAGCAGUGAGAAAUUCAAAGAGUCAAUGAACAAGUUCAUGAGAAUGGCUGAAGAGGAGAUUCUAAAAGUUCAAGCCCAAGAAAGUGUUGCCUUAUCCCUUGUGAAGGAGAUCACAGAAUAUUUUCAUGGGAACUUGUCAAAGGAAGAAGCUCAUCCAUUUAGAAUCUUUAUGGUAGUAAGAGACUUCUUAACAGUUCUUGAUAGAGUGUGCAAAGAAGUUGGUAUGAUAAAUGAGAGAACAAUGGUUAGUUCUGCACAUAGAUUCCCUGUACCAGUGAAUCCAAUGCUUCCACAACCUCUUCCUGGACUACAUGGAAGGAGACAAUACAAUUCCUCAGACGAUGACACUUCAUCACCUUAGCCUAUGCUAUGUAUCACACAACUUGGCUGCAUCUUCUUGUGUUAUGAACAACCUGGAACCAGGUGAUUUUGACGGGUCUUGGGGUGCAUGUAUGUUUCUGGCCCAAGUGAUUUUUUUUUUCUUGUUAAAUUGUAAAAAUCCCUGUAAAAGAUUUGAGUUAUAUAUAUAAUAGAUUAUAUAUAGAGUAGAAGAUUUUCUUUGGGAAAAAUAAGCUUUGCCUGUAUGAAUAGGAUAUUUAAUUUAAGGUUAUCAUAUGUACAAAGCUAUUCAAUUGGAGAUUGCACCUGCUUGCAAAAUCCUCUAUAUAAGACACUAAUUCAUGAAACCAUUCUGGGAUCUCAAUCUACUCCUUUCUAAGGGUUGGGCCAGUUAAGUAAGCUGAAUUC
Molecule: messenger RNA, 3730 nt
Organism: Abrus precatorius (Indian licorice)
Lineage: Eukaryota; Viridiplantae; Streptophyta; Magnoliopsida; Fabales; Fabaceae
Product: formin-like protein 1
Exons: 4
Coding region: 156-3344 (1062 amino acids)
Biological process (GO): actin nucleation; actin cytoskeleton organization
Molecular function (GO): actin filament binding
Source: RefSeq, a predicted model, not a curated record